UGCCAAUUAUUUCCUUCCUCCAGGUAAGCAAGUGCUGUGACUGCGGCCCAGGCUUGCCAAUGCUGACCGAUGGUUGCCCCGUUCCUAGGGCAGCCCAAAACCCCACCAAGCCCCUUAUCCACCGUCCCAUUUCGCCGCGACCCAGGGUUUAUCGAUCGCGGGACAGUGCUCGAUCAGAUGCAGGAGAAGUGCUCCCGACCAGCAUCAAUAAUAGCACUGGUUGGUUUGAGUAGUGUUGAAAAGUCACAACUCUUCAUUCAAUACUGUUACCGGGUCAGAGAUCAAUCACCUCCUGAGACAUGGGUCUUCUGGAUCCAUACCAGCAACACAGCCUGUUUCAAGCAGAGCUAUCGGGAAAUCGCCGAUCGCGCCAAAAUCCGGAAUCGAAAGAGCCCCAAGAUAAACAUCUUCGAACCCUUUUAUGACUGGUUACAGGAUGAGGAAAAAAGGAAACAGAUCAUUGUAUUUGAUAAUUUGAAUGAUGGCAGUUUCCUCCAUGAAGCUCCACACACAGGUCAAGAUCAGCUGGAAAGCCAGAUCAGCAGAAAGCCUCUCAUGGAAUAUCUCCCUCCGACUCCACACAGUUUCUAUUAUCAUGACAACGAGGGACCAAGGCAUGCUGGGAAGAACACAGAAGACCAGAAUAUUAUCAAUGUCGAGCCGAGGGAUGAUUCGCAAGCGCUGAAACUCUUGAGGACGAAACUGGGACCUGUAGUAGAUAGCGGAGACAUUAGAGAGCUUGUGAUAGAACUUGAGCUUAUACCACUUGCUAUUGUAUAA
Messenger RNA from Blastomyces gilchristii SLH14081, 780 nucleotides. Its product is annotated as kinesin light chain. NCBI's taxonomy places the organism in Eukaryota, Fungi, Ascomycota, Eurotiomycetes, Onygenales, Ajellomycetaceae. The record is from RefSeq and is a predicted model, not a curated record. The coding region runs from base 70 to 780 and encodes 236 amino acids. The transcript is spliced from 2 exons.